UGCUCUUUUAUAAAUAGCCUGCUAGUGUUGUAUGUUUGUGAAUGUUGGAGUGUGUGUGUGUGUGUGUAUGUCUGCGGUACUCUUGGACUUUGUGCACAACUUCUGUUCCCCCAACUCUGCCCAUCUCUGCUCACUGCCCUCUGCCUGCCUGGCUGCAAUGGAGCUGUCCACAUCGCCCUCCCUGUGGGCUUAUGGCUCUGUCCUGCUCAUCUUCUCCCUCCUGGUGUAUUUGAAAUGUUCCCAUUCUGACAUGGUUCUGACCCCUGCUCUGCUCGUCUACUUCUUCCUGCUGGUGCUCUUUGAGUGGUUCUGCCACCUGUACCUCCCCAUCUUUCUAGGAAUGGUUCUGCUCAGUUUGGCAUGCUGCUAUGUCCUCAGCAUUGUGUCCCCCAAGAAAAUGCUGCCGGUGGCAGGGAAAGCUGUGCUGAUCACAGGAUGCGAUUCUGGAUUUGGAAAGGCCUCUGCUCAGAGAAUGGAUGAGAUGGGCUUCAAGGUGAUUGCCACUGUGCUGGAUCUUAACAGCUCAGGGGCCAAGGAUCUCCAGAAGAGGUGUUCAGACCGCCUAACUAUCAUUCAAGUGGAUCUGACGAAACCUGAGGACAUCAAGAGAGCCCAGCAAGUGGCAAAGGAGCAGACACAUGAAACUGGGCUGUGGGCGCUGGUCAACAAUGCUGGAUAUUGCGCUCACUUUGGAGAUGCUGAGCUGUCACUCAUGUCCACCUACAGAGGCUGCAUGGAAGUAAAUUUUUUUGGGACACUGGAGAUCACUAAAGCUUUGUUACCUAUGCUACGCAGUUCUAAGGGACGAAUUGUGACUGUCAGCAGCCCAGCUGGUGAGCACUCAUUUCCAUUCUUGGCUGCAUACGGAUCCUCCAAAGCUGCUCUGAGCCGAGUAAUGGACACAUUUCGCCAUGAGCUGUCGCCUUGGGGAGUUAAAGUCAGCGUGAUUCAGCCAGCAUCCUAUAAAACUGGGGCACAUGAUGACAAAAACCAUUGGGAGAAUCAGCACAAGAAACUGCUAUCCAAUCUACCUAGUGAACUUCUUCAAGAGUAUGGUGAGGAAUAUAUCUCUGAAACCCAAAACCUCUUUUUGGAAUAUGGGAAGACAGCGUCCACUGACCUCAGCCCUGUGAUGGACAGUAUAACUGAUGCCAUCUUAUCUGAGAACCCUAAAGUGAAAUAUUAUGCUGGCAAGCGGUUGUGGCUCCUUUACUUUAUUGGACUAUAUUUACCUCAUAUCAUCAGUGACGGCUUCUAUAAAAACUUAUUCCUGAAGGGCAAGACCAUACCCAGAGCUCUGCGAAAGCAGAAGAGCCACGAGUAGGAAUAAUCUGAUCAAGCCAUGCAAUCUGUGUGUUGAACCAUGACAAACUAUUUUCUCUGGGAGCCAACUUGGCAGUGAUAAAGGCAAAACUAAAUAAUAUUAAAAGGCACUGGCUAUGACUCCAGCUGAGUUGAGAUACAUAUCUGCACCGUGUUAAGUUAGAUGAACGACUUGCAUCUAACCAAAGCCACCACUUGGGGAACCAUUGUACAAUGCCAUAACCAUACACAUAUGCUGCCAAUUUUCUUUCUGUUUUGCAAUGACAAAAGUGCCUUUUAAAAAUAAGGAAAACCAAAACAUCACAUUAAGGGACCGAUACUGGGAAUGUAGAAGUUCCAAUUUACU
This is a messenger RNA of Nanorana parkeri, 1669 nucleotides long. RefSeq names its product hydroxysteroid 11-beta dehydrogenase 2 (gene HSD11B2). The coding region runs from base 32 to 1324 and encodes 430 amino acids. The record is from RefSeq and is a predicted model, not a curated record. Gene Ontology annotation, molecular function: oxidoreductase activity. The transcript is spliced from 5 exons. NCBI's taxonomy places the organism in Eukaryota, Metazoa, Chordata, Amphibia, Anura, Dicroglossidae.